Messenger RNA from Anolis sagrei ordinatus, 2615 nucleotides. The record is from RefSeq and is a predicted model, not a curated record. Lineage: Eukaryota; Metazoa; Chordata; Lepidosauria; Squamata; Anolidae.
CUCCCAGGAGCCACAGGCCCCGCCUCCGACUGAAAGGGGCGGAGCCACAGGAGGAAGAAAGCCUUGGGAAGAGAGCAGGCCCGUCUAGGAAUUGCUUAUUUGGAGGUCGGGGUUUCUCCCUCUGCAAGCAUCCGCCAUGACGGAGCGGGAGGAGCGCCGCUUUGCGGAGAUUCCCCGGGAGUCGGUGCGCUUGAUGGCGGAGAGCGCCGGCGUGGAGCUGAGCGACGAAGUGGCCGCCCUCCUGGCCGAGGACGUCUGCUACCGCCUGCGCGAGGCCACCCAGAACAGCUCCCAGUUCAUGAAGCACACCAAGCGGCGCAAGCUGACGGCGGAGGACUUCAACCGCGCUCUGCGCUGGAGCAAUGUGGAGGCCGUCUGCGGCUAUGGCUCCCAGGACCCGCUCCCCUUCCGGACUCUCAAGGAAGGGGAGCUCUACUUCCAGGAGGACCGCGAGGUCAACUUGGUGGAGCUGGCCCUGGCCACCAACAUCCCCAAGGGGUGCGCCGAGACGGCCGUGAGAGUUCAUGUCUCCUACCUCGACGGGAAAGGUAACCUGGAGCCUCAGGGGUCUGUUCCGAGUGCGGUUUCCGCCUUGACGGACGACCUGUUGAAGUAUUACCAGCAUGUCACUCGGGCUGUCCUGGGAGAUGACCCGCAGCUGAUGAAGGUCGCCCUCCAGGACUUGCAGACCAACCCGAAGAUUGCGGCCCUCCUGCCUUACUUUGUCUAUGUUGUGAGUGGGGUGAAGUCUGUGAGCCACGACCUGGAGCAGCUGAGCCGCCUUCUGCACGUGGCCCGGAGCCUGAUCCAGAACCCCUACCUGUACCUGGGCUCCUACGUCAAGAGCCUCAUCGCCAGCGUCAUGUACUGCGUCCUGGAGCCCCUGGCCGCCUCCAUCAACCCCCUCAACGACCACUGGACCCUCCGGGACUACGCCGCCAUGCUCCUCGGACACAUCUUCCGGACCCACGGUGACCUGGUGGGUGGCCUCUUCCCGCAGAUCCUGCUCUCGCUGCAGAAGGUACUGGCCGACCCAGUCCGGCCGCUCUGCUCCCAUUACGGGGCCGUGGUGGGGCUUCACGCCUUGGGAUGGAAGGCUGUGGAACGGGUCCUCUAUCCGCAUUUGUCCACCUACUGGUCGAACCUCCAGGCUGUGCUGGACGACUACUCUGUCUCCAAUGCUCAGGUCAAGGCUGACGGGCACAAGGUCUACGGGGCCAUCCUGGUGGCGGUGGAGCGCCUGCUCAAGAUGAAGACCCAGUCCCUUCCGGCCCAGGCGGAGGGUGUCCGUGCCCCGGAGGGCUGCCCAUGGCUCAGCCCCCUCCAGGACCCCCAAGUCGAGCUCGGCUUCGGCAUCGCCAGCCACCUCCUCCAAUCCGGUGCCGGCACCAUCCCGGCCAACCCGCCGGACGUCCCGUUGGACGAAAUCUAUAAGGAGCUGUACUGCUUCUUUGGGGACAGCUUGGCCACCCGCUUUGGGACGGGCUCCGGGCCGUGCCCUCCGGACCGACCGACCAGCGGUGUCCCAAAGCCAUUGGACACUAAGAAAGAACUCCCGGCCUUCGAGAUGACGGCUGCGCGGAAGAUGCCCCAGCUGACCGCCAACAUCAGCCCCCGCGAGGAAGAGGAGGCGGUCUCGAGCGGGCGGUCAACGCUGCACCGAUCCGCCAGCUUGGCCCGCGUCCGAAGUGGGGGCGGCGGCGGAGUCAGCGCGGCCCGCCACCCAGGGGUGCGCGAGGUCUUCCAGAAGUGCCGCUUCAGCCCGAGUGCCGCCCCACCGCGGUUCAGCUUUGUCAUCGCCGGGCGGCAAGUAGAGCGGCGGUGCCAAGGACGGCUCUUCCAGACCCGCUUUGUCCAGCACCAUGGGCCCAGCCCUGUCUCCCGCUACGCCCAGAAGCUGCCGAUGAUCGGCCGCACCGCCAAGACCGCCGCCAAGAAGGGGGCCCACUCCGAGUACUCCCUCUACCUGCCCCUCUGAAGGAUGACUGGCGUGUACGGGCGGCUCCCUAACAUCACUCCCGCUACGCCCAGAAGCUGCCCAUGAUUGGCCACACCGCCAAGACCGCUGCCAAGAAGGGGGCCCACUCAGAGUACUCCCUCUACCUGCCCCUCUGAAGGAUGACUGGCGUGUACGGGCGGCUCCCUAACAUCACUUGACCCUUUCGGAGUCGGGAUCCUGUUGAUGCACAAUGCCCCGAUAUUUCUGGCCAUCUGUCGGGGGGGGGGGGGAUCACUGGGAAUUUUCUUGAGCCCCUAUUUGGGCGCCAAAAGUGUUGAGGCCCAGUGACCCAAUAUUUCUAGUCAGAAACAGGAGGUCUUAAAGGGAAACACUGAGAAUUUUCCCGAGUCCCUGUCUGAGCCCCUGUUCGGGCGCAAAACGUUGAGGCCCAGCACCCCAUAUCUCUAUUCUGGGGGUGUCCAAACUUUUUGCAAAGGUGGACAGAUUUGGGUAAGAGGAAAAUGUGUAGGGGCGGACCCAUUGAGCCUGACGUUAUUCUUCAAACCAUUUGCAUUUAAUGCAAAUGAACUGUUUUAUGAAAUUUUGUAAACGGCAUACUUUUCAAUUUUUUUCACACAGAAAACAAAUAAAUCAAAACCAUUUUUUUACAAAAAAA